Molecule: messenger RNA, 676 nt
Organism: Halteromyces radiatus
Lineage: Eukaryota; Fungi; Mucoromycota; Mucoromycetes; Mucorales; Cunninghamellaceae
Product: acyl-CoA N-acyltransferase
Exons: 1
Coding region: 31-552 (173 amino acids)
Molecular function (GO): acyltransferase activity, transferring groups other than amino-acyl groups
Source: RefSeq, a predicted model, not a curated record
UUUUUCUUUUUUUCUUUAUUUUCUCCAAACAUGAAUAUCAAAAUAGUUCAGCCGGAUUCAACUUACGCUCAGAUUCUCUCAGACCUUGGUAGAAGACUAUUCUCGGAGAGUUUUGCUGAUUAUAAUCUACCUGACGAUCUCAAUUCAUAUCUAGACGAUGCAUAUACACCAAAACAUCAAUUGCAAGAAUUGAACAAUCCUUCCAUGCACACCUAUAUGGCAUUCGACGAAGAUAAUAUACCUAUUGCAUUUUGUCAAUUGAGAGAGAACAAGAAUGUGUAUGAUUUUAUUAAUGAUCCAGAAGCAAUUGAAUUACAAAGGAUUUAUGUUGAUAAACGUUACGCUAGACAGGGCAUUGGAAAAAAGUUGCUUGCAGAAUGUAUUUUGAAGGCCAGACAACUCGGAAAGGAAACGAUUUGGCUUGGUGUUUGGGAACACAAUCCUUCAGGUAUCAAGUUUUAUCAAAAGGAAGGUUUCUUUAAAGUUGGCUCUCAUGCUUUUAGGAUGGGUAAUAAAGUGGAUGACGAUCAUAUAAUGAUUAAAAAGAUAUAGAGUAGUAACGUCUUGAAAGAGGAAAUACAAACGUAUAGAUAGAUAAUAGUUAGGUAUUGUUGAAGGAUCUUCGUUUAUCAAAGCAUGAAAUAAAAUAAUAAUAAUAAUAAUAAUAAUAAAAAAG